Erinaceus europaeus (western European hedgehog) is the source of this 1531-nucleotide messenger RNA. RefSeq names its product cilia and flagella associated protein 410 (gene CFAP410). The record is from RefSeq and is a predicted model, not a curated record. The coding region runs from base 63 to 875 and encodes 270 amino acids. The transcript has 7 exons. Gene Ontology annotation, biological process: cytoskeleton organization. Gene Ontology annotation, molecular function: protein binding. NCBI's taxonomy places the organism in Eukaryota, Metazoa, Chordata, Mammalia, Eulipotyphla, Erinaceidae.
CGGCGGAGGGAGCGCUUCCGGGUUCGGGCGGUCGGCCCGCGGGGUCGGGUCCCGGCGGCGGGAUGAAGCUGACGCGCAAGAUGGUGCUGUCCAGGGCCAAGGCCUCCGAGCUGCAAGGCGUGCGCAAGCUCAACUGCUGGGGCAGCAAGCUGACAGACAUCUCCAUCUGCCGCGAGAUGCCCAGCCUGGAGGUGGUCACGCUCAGUGUCAACAGCGUGUCGUCGCUGGAGCCGCUGAGCCGCUGCCGCCAGCUGCGGGAGCUGUACCUGCGGCGCAACCGCGUGGGCAGCCUGGCCGAGCUGCGGCAUCUGCGCGCCCUGCCGCGCCUGCGUGUGCUCUGGCUGGCGCAGAACCCCUGCUGCGGGCCCGACCCGACCCGCUACCGCAUGGCCGUGCUGCGCGCCCUGCCCCAGCUGCAGCGGCUGGACAGCCAGGGCCACCAGCCGUUGGGGUGGACGGACAGACGGCCUUCCCCGCGGGGCCCGACUGCAGCGUCUGCUGUGCUCACAGCCGUGACAGAGGACGAGCUGGCCCGGGCGCUGAUGGAGGGCGAGGAGGUCACAGCCCUGGACGUGCAGGGGGUGGGGCCGGGCCUGGGCGCCGAGGACGACGGUUCCGCUGAGGCCCGGGAGGACCUGAGCUGCGGCGAGGAGGAGGCCAGCCUGCAGGGACAGCUGGGCUCGGAGUCACCCCCCUCCCGGGGCUGCUUUUCCACCUCGUCACAGAGUGAGCCGGCCAGCGGCCCCCCGAGCAGGAACCAUGUGCUGACAGCCGUGCUGUUGCUGCUGCGGGAGCUGGACCUGGAGGGGCUGGAGGCCGUGCAGGCGGCCACACAUGGACGGCUUCUGACGCUGCGCCGCCCCGAGAUGCAGUAGGCUCACCGGAGACCCCUCCCCAGGCGGCCCUGAGACCCCUCCCCAGGCGGCCUGGAGACCCCACACAAGGCCCUGAGAUGCAGUAGGCCCACCGGAGACCCCUCCCCAGGCGGCCCGGAGACCCCCCCACGAGGCUCUAAGACAGCUCCCCUCGGGGCCCAGAGACACAGCUCCAUGGAGCCAAGGGGGGGGUCCCCGUGAAGCCCUGAGCAGCCUUCCCGGAGCACAGGAAGUAGGGGUCCCUGCUGAGGCUCCAGCACACAGGCCCGCAACCCCCAGCCCUGAAGGGAGCCCCCAGACAUCCCCUCCACCCGCCUGCCUGGGGUGGGGGCUCCUGCAGCUCCCUGCCCCCUCCCCCACACAGUGGGCCCCCCCCAGCACCUCAGAGACCCUGGGUCACACCCCUUGGGAGAACAGAGCACACACCACCUCCGUGGGGGUCUCUCACUUCUCAGGAGCCCUGGACUAGUCUGCUUCUGGGGGGGGGGGGGGCAGGACAAUCUUCUAGAAACUUCUGUAAGCAGGUUCCCUCCUGGGCAAAGCCCUGGACUGCCCCCCUCCCCGUCCCGAGGCCACCACACCAUGCCAGGAAAGAAGGGGUCUCUGGGGUCCUGGGACAGCCCGCGGGUGUGGACACAAUAAAGCCAUCUGUCCGA